AUGCUUCAUGAAAUCCUCCUCUCGCUCUCUGGCCACCCCUCCGCGCUGUUCGAUACCCGCCACAGUACCUCACACGUGACGUCUGCACUCCUUUCCCCUUCCGAGGCUGAGCUCCUCUCUUCGCUGGCCCAUCUGUCCCACCUGCAUCGCCGGACCCGCGACCAUGUUGUGCAUGUUGCUGCCAGCCAUCCUUCAACCAUCUGCCGCGCGGUUGCGACAGCCAUCGCGUCACAUCACCUCGACAAGUUCCAGCAGAAGGUUUUAGACGUAGAGAGCCGCGUACUGAAAAAAGAUGCCUCUACUGUGGGCGCCUAUGGCAUUGUCCCCUUGGCCGGGCUAGUCAGCGAGUUCUCGGAAUGGACCAAGCUUAUGGAGUGGCUGUGGUACAUCAGCGAUUUCAUGAUGACCUCCGACGUCUCCAAGAAUACCAAUCGCGAGGAGCAGGCAGACCACAAUGUUGCUGCAGGCGCCGAACUUAUCGACAAGCUUAGGGUGGAAGCGCAGACCGGUUAUCCCGAUAUCGAGGCUGCCUCCGUCUAUCUUGGUAGGGUUGCGGAGACGUCGUGGCUGCGCCAGCUGUCAACAUGGCUGUUGUAUGGCCGUUUGCCCUCCUUUGGGGCGUCCGAUUUCUUCAUCAGAACAGAAGAAGAAGAUGGCGAGUCAUCGUUUGUUCUCGACCACAAGAUCCUGCCUAAGUUCGUUACCCGUCAGACCGCUUCUUCCAUGCUGUUCAUUGGAAAGUCCCUCAAUCAAGUACGUUCCCUAGGAUCCUCAAAAGCGCUGAAGGUCCCAAUAUCUGGUGCCUCCGGUCUGGAACUUCUUCCAGUUCAUGUUGGCCACCUCUCCGAGGUCACCGCACCCAUAUCCUCGGCUAAACUCUCCGGUGCAGUCGCCAAUAUCAGACUCUCGCUCUCACGGAACCUGCUGCAGCACCUUUUACCCCGAGAGAAAAUUGUAGAAAUUCUUGGUGUACUUCACCAAUUUUUUCUGCUUGGCCGAGGGGAGUUUCCUGUCGCCUUAAUUGCAGAAGCGGACGAGAAGAUUCAGUCUCGACACCGAAGCCCGGCUCAUGUCCAGAAAACGCAGGGAUUUCAAGGAAUUUUAUUGAAAGAGGCUGAGAUCAACAACGCCUUGUCUCGUUCAUGGUCAGUGUUGUCGUCGCUGACUGGUGAAGAGGACCGCACGGACGAUGCAUUGGAUCUUGCUAUAGAUAUUCUCCACCUCACCCUUCAAACCCCCUCAAGCCAACGGCCCGGAACGCCGGGGCGUGCUAGGGAAUCUACUACAGCCCUUCCAGUUCUCUCUAACGUAGCUUUCAACGAUUUGCUACUCUCAGCGCCGAUAUCGCUCACCAUGGACAUCCGAUCUCCACUUGAUCUCUUCCUUACGAAAUCUGAUCUUGAAGCUUACUCAGUAAUCAACUCCUACCUCCUUGCUAUCCGGCGUGCUCAUUUACAUUUGGCACAACUAUGGAGACAUAGCUCCAUCCGAAGAGAGCAUCCACCUCCUCCUAAUUACCAGUUUAGCAACAGUAAGGAAGGAAGAGCUAUUUUGGAUAGGCGGCGCCAACGGAAUAAUUCGCGCAGCCGAGAAAUGCGGAAGGUCUGGGCGACUUGCGCCGCUGCUAUCUUUUUUCUUUCAGAGAGCGAGGCCUACUUCCAAGGCGAAGUUGUUCAAGAGUCUUACAAGCACUUCCUACAUUGGUUCAUUGAUCCAACUUCACCACAAAGCACCACAGGGAUCUUUCAAGACGAUUCCAAUCUCUCUAGUUCUGACGUGCCUGGAUCUUUCCGGAAGUCUUCCAGCUACCGAGAACGUCACCACGACCCUGAAACACUCGCGUCAGCGCACCGCCAAUUCCUCGGAUCCCUUUCAUUUUCUCUUUUACUUACCGACGUGACUUUUACAAGAAUCAUCCGAGACUUUUUCACGCAUGUUGACGAGCUCGUAGCCUUCAUUACCCGACUGCAUUCGGUUCGCCAAAAUCUUGACCUCGAAGAGGAUGAUGGGGUCGAAGACUUUUUAAAGAACUACAAACAGGAAGAGAAAGACGUUGGCAUCGAACUAGAUCGUUCGAGAAGGAGGCUGGAUGGUGACAUGAAGUCACUGAUCUCGAGGCUUCGGGACAUUGAUGCUGAGAGACUGGGCUCAACUCCUAAUUUAGGCUCGUUGGGCUCGAGAGAAGAGGGAGGCUAUGAGCCGUUGCGACUUGGUGGUGUGGACCGCUUGUUAAUGAAACUCGAUUGGGGAAUUACCGAAGACGAAGAAAAAAGCAAUGACUGAGUUACCAUAAAUUUUUGGAGCUGGUUCAUUAUAGAAUGAGACUUCCUGGUUCACACAGGAAAAGUUUGGAAAGAAAUUUGGUGGAUAAUUUCCUUCUGUAUUAAUCCUACCCGAUCAUCAUGCACAAGACGGAGCUCUUAAGAAAUGUGCUACUCACAGUGACUUUGGACAAAGGAUAGCCUCUUCUAAGGUGUGAAAAAUGAUCUUGCGUCGUUUGCCUUCUCCUACAACCGGAUUCGAAUCACUCGCAGAACUGUAGUGUAUGAUGGGCGAUAUUCUAGAGUACAACUAUACUAUUGUUGCAUACUCAUACAAAGGACAAG
Lindgomyces ingoldianus is the source of this 2606-nucleotide messenger RNA. RefSeq names its product Spc98 family protein. The record is from RefSeq and is a predicted model, not a curated record. NCBI's taxonomy places the organism in Eukaryota, Fungi, Ascomycota, Dothideomycetes, Pleosporales, Lindgomycetaceae. The coding region runs from base 1 to 2283 and encodes 760 amino acids. Gene Ontology annotation, cellular component: centrosome; spindle pole; equatorial microtubule organizing center. Gene Ontology annotation, biological process: mitotic cell cycle; microtubule nucleation; spindle assembly. The transcript is spliced from 2 exons. Gene Ontology annotation, molecular function: gamma-tubulin binding; microtubule minus-end binding.